UGAUUUUCCAGUCGUCUCUAAUGUGUAAAUUAAGCAAAAAGCAGUCAAUCAUAUGUGAAACGCUUAAACCAACGGCAACCAUGUGAUCAUCUGUGUCAGACAUAAUGCACAUAAUGCAUUCUCACAUUGCUCAAUGAAGCUGAAGAGAGUAUAAAAUGCUUUGUGGAUGAACAGUUGGUCUUAUCAUCAACAUCAAGAGAGUUCGAAAAGUAACUAAAGAAGAAGCAUCAUUUUAUCUAUCGUCAGAGACACACAAAACAGUAAGUAUUUCUGUUUGGACUCACAAAACAAAUGAUAGUAUUUUAAUAAGAAUUGAUAUUAUAUUAUAUAUAUUUUUUUAUAAAUAUCUCAAAUGUCUCAUGCACUUGAUUUUACAAAUCAAUAUCAUAGUUAUACUAGUUACCAUUGCAUUAUUUUAUAUCUACUUUUAACUUAUUCUCUGUUUGUUCUAUUUCACUUCGUUAAUGUGUUUCUUAUACUAUACUAUAAAAAAAAGUAAUCUGCAAAUAUAUUGAAUUUAUUUGGGUUGUACUGUUUUGUGGUUAUAACUUACCACUGGUUUAAUAACAUCUCACUAUUACAGAAACAUUUAGCCCAUUAUGCAUUUAAAGAUCACAGAAAAAAUUAUUCAUACCAAGUUUUCUUUCAUUCUCAAUAAUUGCGGACUAAUCAACUUCCCUGAAUUAAAAAAGAAAAAAUUUAAAUAUGAUUUGAUCACACUAUUCAACUGUAAUGUUUACAAUUUAAAUGCAUGAAACAUUUAGGAAUUAUUCUGCUCAAUUUCUAUCAUCCAAAUAUUUAAAUAUUGCACCCAACUCGUUUUGCAAGUCUUUUUUUGCACUAUAAUAUGUAUUGCAAUAAUACAUACUAAAAUCACUGCUUGAUGUUGCAAAGAUAAUUGUUGUGGAAUGACAAAUUAACCAUUGCAAAAAAAACAUCAUUUUUGAGAAAAAGUACAGAACACAGAAGGCACUAGGCUCUAUUCAUUUGACAAGUAGUUGUGUUGAUUUGAUAAAUAAGUAGACCAAAGAAGCAAAGCUGAACAUUUUUUUAACUUAGAUUAACUCGAGAAUGUUCAUUUAGAAUAAAAUUCAGUUCCCAUGGCACUAACUUUGCUUUCUGAGUAAACCUAUUGGGAUAUUGUCAUAGAAUAAAAGUUAAGGAGAAAACAUGGUCAUCAGUAACUAAGAUGCAAUGUUAAAAAAGUAGCUUUUUUAAAUAUUGAAUGUACUUUAUUAUUCACUGUAUGUAAGAGAAGAUUGGCUAGGCUUAGUAAAUAGAAGAGGCAAACCGGAUUAGUCACUUACAAUAAACUGUGCUAAAUGAAAAUAUCAUUUCUACUCAUGUGGUAAUCAGAUAAUAAAAACAGAAGUGUAAUAAAAUGUUACAAUCGGAUCAAAUAAAAGAACAAGGCAGAAAACAUUAAAAGUAAAACUGACAGUGGUAUAUCAAACAUUAAAAUGAAAAUCACUAAGAAAAGAGCCCAUUAUAUGCUGUUAAAAAGGUCCAUCUUAGUAGAUUCACUUGAAAAAUGUUGUGUAAUAAGAGUCCCAGCAGAUCAUCUGCACCGUCCAAUUUAGAAUACCUUGCCACUGCAAUAGUUGCAAGGCACAUUAAAAUGUUUGCCCUCUGAGUUGCAGCCUGGCCCUAAAAACCUUAAAUUUGCCUCUAAACCAGCACAAAAACAAGGCUUCUCCAUGAUUGUGGUUUAAGGUUUAGUCACUUAGCCAGGAAUUGUUAGAUGGGAAAAUGUUGAAAUAACUGCAAUUUAGAACGUAUCCAUUUUUAGUCUGCUUUGGCUUAGAAGAACUUGAUUAUUAAUUUUAUUUUUGACUUUAAAUUGCAGUACCUCAGUUGACUCGAGAAUAUUCCCAGUUUAGUGAAAAACCCAAAUAGAAAUAGGUCUAUUGUAGGGUGGACGAGUGUUUCCACCCUCCCCCCCAUCCCAGUUGGAACCGGACAACCAUUUUACUUUCCUCUUAUAAAGUCCACUCUCUCUGCAACAAUAACUAAACAAACCUUAUAUAAAGUAUGACGUUCUAGUAAAAAAAAUAUACCCCUUGUAAUUGACUGACCCAUUUUCCCCAAAACAUUGGCAGUUUGGCUCCACCACUGGAAGGAUAUCCAGUGUAUCAAUUCACCAACUCUAUUUUCCAGAAGAGCAAGUUAUUCUUGUGCUACAUGGUGGAGUAUUACACACAUCAUCACCUGUUCCUGUGUUGUAGAUUUGUUGUAUUCAGUUUGCACAGUUAUAGGGGGAUUCUAGAUCCAGUGGGAUAACUGAACCCUUGUUUAUGUUUAUCACUGAUGAUUACAUUGUUGACAUCACACACAACGUAUGUCAUCUACAUGUAAGAAAAAUAAACAUAUGUCUCAUAACAGAUGGAAAUAAUACAAUAACCAUUUUAAUGAAGCAUCUGCCUCUUAAAAUAACAUAAAAAGUGUUUAUUUCUCUUAUCACAGAUUCAUCAUGCGGAGCAUUUAUUAUAUAGUUGGACUGUUUUUUAUGUUGCUUCGAGGAAGCUGGCAAAUCCCCAUCCAAGAAACAGAAGACAAAUCAAGGUACGUUUAGAAAAACCUAGAAGGUUUUUCUGGAUAUAAGAUGUAAAAAUAAUAUUUUUAAUUAAAAAAAUCAUUCCAGUAAGUAUUGCGUUAAAUGUGAAAUGUGAUUAAGCAGUAAACAUAUUGGUAAGCGUUUCAUAAUAACUCAAAGCAUGUUAACAAGUUUAGAUUUAGCAAAGUGAUGUUUCCAACAUUCCACAGAAUUAUUCAAUAAUUACACUGUAUGUAUUUGUCGUACAUGCAGAAUUCAUGUACCAUUAAAAAAAAAAAAAAAAUAAUAGUAUUACUGAAAACAUAUUUCAGUAUAUGAUGAUAUUAACUGAUUUAAUUUCCAGACCUCUUUUGUCAGAAAGCUUCAAAGUAUUAUUUUUAUUAACAAAUCCAAUGUUUUUACAAAGGUUUUAUCAACUUACCUUUUUAUGGAACAAUUAAGGGAUGAAAGCAUUAAAAAGCAAGGUAUCUGCUUGUGAAUUCUCUCAACGAGAAUGUAUACUAUCCUAUUUAUGACAAACACCAUAUUGCCAUAACAGAAAAUAUGAAGCUUAGAAAAAGAUGUGUUGAUAGCUGAUUAGAGAAAUUUAAAUCAACACCGGAUUUGCUAAAUAUUUUAAUUCUGCAUAAUUUUACAAAUAUUUCUAGUGCCAUUUAAACAUUUUAAACUGUUUAAAAAAAAAUAAUAAAUCUUUUAUUGUAGCAAACCAUUACUAUAGCAAUAAAACAUUUGUCAAUUAUACUUAUUAAAACUAAAAACGAAGAUUUCUGAAAACAUUAACAUUUUAACAACGUAUUUCUUGUAUUUUUCUGUAAUCGUUUUGUGUGGAAGAAAUUGAACUUCUAUUUUUUCUCCCCCAAAGCAUGUUGUUGAAAAACAGCAGGAUUUUUUAGGAAUUGGGUUUCUCUUAAAAGGUUAGAGGAAUAUAUCCUGAUCUACAAAGUAAUCAUAAUAGUUACUUAAAUUCCAAAUUAAAAAUUGUAUACGCAGAUCAGUGAAAGCUGCAAGGAAUGAAGCCCUAGAUGAUUCAGAACAGCUCAAUGAAGUUAAACGUCAUUCACAAGGCACAUUUACUAGUGAUUACAGCAAGUACCUAGAUUCCAGGCGGGCUCAAGACUUUGUCCAGUGGUUAAUGAACUCAAAAAGAAAUGGGUAAGAAUUCUAGAGUCAACUGUUGAGUUUACCUUUGUUUCAAAUAAUGAAACCUUGGUCCCUUCCAUUGAAUUCACCUUGUCCCCGAUUCAGAUGUCUCUCUUUGUUUGUUCGUUUCAGUCCAUGUUCUUUCAGAAUGGAUACAAAUGAGUACAAAUCUGUGUUAUGUUACCAAUAACAAGAACCAAGAUUGGUGGUAUACUUUCAUUUGCAGAAGGAAAUAUAAAAAAAAAAAAUAAUAGUUAAGAGAUAACUAGUUUUGAUGUCAUCUGUGUGGCAAAUGAAAGUUGGAAAAUGCACAAAUUGUGAAUCUUAAAAAUUUGACGAAGGCAGUAUUUCUCUAUUUUCUGCUUCAUGGGGGCUGAAUUAUGAACUAUUAGAUACAAUUUUCAUUGCUUUGUGUUGUGAAAGUUAAAUUACAAACAAAAUUCAUGUUUUUCAAGACAAUAGAAGAACUUAAAUUAAUCACAUCAGGGAUAGACAAUUAACCUCAUUCGAUAUUCUAAGUAAAUUUACCAAUACCACAGGUAUUCCUGGGACAUUUUCUGUUACUUUAUGAAGUAGAAUACUAAAUACAAAAAAAAAAAAACAAUCUUUUAACUUGUAUCAUUGGGUUGAUACGUGAAUUUCUCUAGGUGAGUCGGGCAAUAAAAUGGAAUGUGCUCUACGGAGGAUAAAGGAUAUUAAAUUUAGUCCACAGGCAGAUUAUUGUCUCAUAAUCAUUCGAGUGGUAUAUAUUGAUCUGUACCACUUUUAGCUUUUGCGGGGGGCUAGGAGAAGAAUUUGCCUAUAUGGUUCCUUUUCUGUAAAAGAGCAAAUAUAUCACUUUCUAAUGAAACAAUAAUCUUCCUUGGCUGCUUCUGGUUUCCUACCUUUCUCCUGAGAGGUGUGCAUCAAGAAAACACAGAGCAGCAGGAGGUAUGUGCAGUUCACAGAUCGCACCACACAUUUGUCUACACUAUCUAGAGAUGUUUUGCCACCUAGUACACACUGAUAUCAGACAAAAUGAGGAGGUGAGUUCUGUCCACUUGCUGUACACACUGGAUGGUAAGAGAGCAGAGAGAGAUGUAUAGAUGGUGGUACAUAAGCAAAAGCACAAAAAUUCUACUGCUCCAAAUUGUUUAGUGACCGGACAUCACUGCAGGGGAACAGGUAGGCAGUAGGAUGAUUAUUAAAAAAGCUUAACUGCAGGCCCUAAGAAGCAGUAAAGGUCAUGGGGUACAGGGCAAACUUGCCCUUCCUAAUGGUGGACCUGUUUUGGGAAAGAUAAUUUUGGAUUUUCUGAUGGAGGCAUACUACAUGAAUACUUGUUUUGUUUUAUUUCCACCCGUACCCAUUAGUUAUUAGAAUGACAUACUCUUCUUAUUGAAAGUGUCAUGUAUCUGUUAUUUAGUGUGGUGAGUCCACUUUAUACAGUAUGAAUGAAUUAUCCUGGUAUUCAGGAUAAUUCAUUGUCUAGGUCAGGCAUAGGCAACGUUCGCCACUCCAGAUGUUUUGGACUACACAUCCCAUGAUGCUUUGCCGGCAUUAUGGGUGUAAGAGCAUUAUGGGGGAUGCAGUCCACAACAUCUGGAGUGCCGAAGUUUGCCUAUCCCUGGUCUAGGUUAUAUACUCAGAAUACUUAAUUACCAUUCAUUUAAAAUAGGAAAUUCAGGGAAGUUCAAAUAUACAUGGAAUCUAAAUCUAUGCAUGGAAUCUGUCUAAGAAAUGUUUUUUUUCUUAUAGUGUUUAUGUUUAUUUCUUAUACUUUUCUAAUUAAAUAACCAUGAUUUAAAUUCUGUAUUUUGAUUGGCUGAGAACACCAAACAGCCAAUCACAAUAGAGCUUUGAUUUUUAAUGGCAUUUAUGUUCUUUUUUUUGUUUUGUCCCUUCCUGCCCAUCUCAUUACUUGCUUUCUCCACGAUGCGGAGCUGCUUGCAAUACAAAACACAUAAUAAACAAAACUCCAAACUUUAACACACAUACAUGCUUUAAUCGUUGGUUUUGGAGUAUAUUAUUCUGAAACUGCCAUAGAUUUUAGAGGUUUGAACAUGAUUUCAGUUAUGAAAGCCAAGGAAAUCCUGGUGCGAGUUUAUUUCCUUAUAUACUCACAAAUGUAUCUGGCUUUCACAGCUAGCUAGGUCUCUUUGAUAUAUAAUUGAAUCCAGACAUGAGCAUGCGUUGCCUUGAAACAUGUGUCCAUCUGUUUUAAAAAUGUUUGUUGCUCACUUGGGCUAGUAUUAAAGCAUAUGAAUUGUUCAGAAUAGGAUUAUGCUCAAAGAGCCUCUUUAAGGGGGAACUAACCCCCUGUUCCUCUUACCUUCGUAACUAACAUUAUAAGUAACAAAGGAUUAUAAUGAAAAAUGUGCAGUUGUAUUUUGAAUGCUUUUCACCCGCUUGCAGUAAUUUGAUCAAACAUAUACACCAACAACUAUAAUUAAAUAUUAGAUAUCACUAGAUAAAUUGACAAAAUUUGUGAACAGUGGCAGGCUUAUGGUAUGUUUUAUAGUAUUUUGUAACAAACCGAUUUUAUAAACUAUAUUGGCUUUAAGGCUUGCUUCAUUUUAUUUAGUUAGUAUGCAAAUGUAUAAAUUAUAGAAAACAAUUUAGAAGAACAAGGAAUCUAAAAUGCUAAAUUAAAACAGAUUUUUUUAUAGGCAUUUUCAACCCGAAUUCAAGGUUAUUCUCUAUCCUGGGAUUUACAAACAAUUCACAGUGGAACUGCAGUUUUUAGCCCAAGACAGUAAAAUGAACAUUUUCAAAUUUAGCUAUUUUUCCAGCUUGUUUUUCUGGCCUACAAUAUGCAGUUCUAUUUUCAAAUUUCUAGAAUUCCUAUUCUAGUGAACAGCCUUGGAUUAUUUCUACAAUAUGGCCUUGAAUGAACAUAUAAUAGAAAUGUGCCAGAUAUAUUCUCUUCUCAAGAGUAUACAAAUAUGUAGAAUCCUCACUGUAAACUCGAUUAGCAUGUUGCAUAGGUUUUGCUCUGUUUAUAUGGGCCAUAAAAUCCAUAACCACAUGGAACACAUACAAAUGGUAAUACUAGGAGUUAAAGCACAAAAUAACUUUAAAUUAAUGGAGCAAUUUUGCUGUAUAGAUCAAGCCCCUGCAGUCUCACUCAAUUAUCUGCCAUUAUCUGCCAUUUAGAUAAUUAAAUCACUUUGUUUAUAAAGCCCUAGCCACGCCUUUCAUGCCUGAGACUCACACAGCUUCCUUCCAAACAUCCUGUAAAUAGAGAUUUAAUUUUUAAACUUCAUGUAUGUUUCAUUUAGAAUUUCCAAUAGUGCCUUCAAUGGGGACAUGAGUGUCAGAACUGGACCAUAGUUCAAUAGAAGAAGGUUGCCUGGUCUAAUGAAUAAUGUUAUUCUCUGGACAAUGUUCUGCUGCGAAACUUUGGGUCUUGACAUUCCUGUGGAUGUUACUUUGACACCUACUGCCUUCCUAGAAAUUGUUGCAGACCAUGUACAUCCUUGUACCAAUGGUAUGCCCUGAUGGCAGUGGCCUCUUUCAAAAUGAUAAUGCACCCUGCUACACUACAAAAAAAAAGGUUUAGAAAUGGUUUGAGCGGCAUAACAAAAUAUUUUAAUAUGUUGCCUUGGCCUCCAAAUCCCCAGAUCUCAAUAUGAUUAAGCAAUUGUGGGAUGUGUUGGAACAGGGGUUCUCAACCCAGUCAACAGGUACCCCUUACCAGUCCAGGAUUUAGGGAUUAACCUGUUGUGUCUAAAUUGUUUAUUUUUCUUUCUAAAAACACCUUAGACACAACUGGGUAAUCCCUAAAUCCUGGAAUGUUAGGAGGUACUUGAGGACUGGGUUCGGAACCACUGUGCUAGAACAACAAAUCCUAUCCAUGCAGGACUUCCAGGAUCUGCUGCCAUGAUCUUUUUGCCAGAUACUACAGGACAUGUUCAAAGGUCUUGUGGAGUCCAUGGCUCUACGCAUCAGAGCUGUUUUGGCUACAUGAGGGGGAUUUACACAAUAUUAGGCCGGUGGUUUUAAUGAUGUGUUUGAUCAGUGUAGACUUGUAAUGAGAUUAAAAUGGUUGCAUUUAAAGUAACACUCCAAACAUCUAAUCCAUCUGAAAAGCUUAUACAAAAAUAUAUUAAAUCGAGGUCAAAAUUUCAUGUUUUCAUUGGAGGGGACUGUAAAACAAUCUAACUAUUAUUAUGGCACAUAAUCUCUUACCAUUAUGUUAAAAUAAUUGUGGUCAAAGUCUGUAAUGAUUGCGUAGAAGAUAUCAGAAUGACUUCCUUAGAAUAGAUAGCUUUCAUAGAGAGCAGUUCAAACUCCAGAGUCAAAUCGAUGCCAUGAUCUGGUUGUUUUACAAAAAAACAGGAAUAUGAAUGAACACUUUUUAUAAGAUUCCCACAGAGGUAUAGGAAUCUGUGUUUAGAACUCAGAGAGAUUUAUAGGCUUCUUCCUACUCAAACAGGAAUCUGAAGUUUGUUCCCAGAUGUCAGCUUUGAAAAAGUAUUGCAAGGUUUUUUCAUAACGAUUACAAAGUACUUUGCAAGCAAUGUUAUCACAUUUAUUUUCUACCACCAAUUUUAAUGUUAGAGCUUUAGGUUUCUCAACUGUCGCAUCCAAAAUAAAAAAAAGAGUUUAACCCCUUAAGGUCUAAAUGACAACAUGGGAUGUUUUAAUUGUUUAGCAUUUGCACAUUUAUACAGCCCAGCUGCUGUUAAAGGAGGGAAGGGUUCCAUUUUGAUAUAAUAUGUUUAAAAACUAGUCUGCUGUUUGUUAGUCCGUUGUUGGUCCUUAAGUGUUUAAAUAAAGCACUUUUCUACAAAUGUUGCCUGCUGAUUUUGUUCUAAUCCUUAUACAAAAGAAAGCUAUAACAUUUAGUCUAAGUUUUUGUAUAAUAUUUCUCUUGGAUCAUUUUCCCUUAACUUAGGUAAAGAUAGAAUGUUUAGACAAAUAAAAGCUAAAUUUGUGCUUGUUUGUAAAAUACGUGAUUAUUAUUAUCUGUGUGCGUGUAUUUAUGUUGUAUUAGUUUGUGUUUGUUCCCAGCCUUGAAUAAAAUCUUCACAUUUCUUCCUUUAAGCCCAUAAGAUGAACCUUUGUUUCUUGAAGACUCAAACAUUCAAUAACUGUAUUUACUUUAUAUUAUUUAACUUUUAUGUUUAUUUUUCUAGAGGUGUUGUACGACGCAAUGUUCAAUAUGAAAGGCACGCAGAAGGCACAUACACCAAUGACGUAACUCAAUAUCUGGAAGAAAAAGCAGCAAAAGAGUUCAUUGAAUGGUUGAUAAAAGGAAAGUCAAAGAAAAUGUAAGGAUAAAAAAUAUAAUACAUAUAGUGUUUUUCUUAACUUGUAACAUCAACAAUUAUAAUGGGGUGUUUAAGUUUUCUUUUGGGGUUAUGUUUGACAAACUUACCAAUUCAAAGGUUUUUCACAUUAUAUAUCCUAUAAUAUAUCCUAUCAAGUUAAAAUCCGGAAUAUUUUGUAAAACACAGCACUUUGCUUUGGUUAAAAGUUGUGAUCCUAUGGGCAUCAUUUCUGGAUCUAUUGUAAAUAGAAGGUACCACAAUUUUAAACAUAAGGAAAUAUAUUACACAGUCACAUAGAUGAUAAAUAAAAUAUAUAUUUUUUCUCUCGAUAAUAUUUCUUAAAAAUCUUUCCCAAAGAGGGGCGGAGCUUGGCCGCCAUACUGAGUGGUCGCAUGGUUGGUGAGCUUCUCUCUUAAACCUUAAUAAAACGAUGAGCUCACCGACGCCUAAUUGACAUUAAACAUGACCCACAAGUGCUGAAUGACUAACGGAUGGUUACCGGAGCGAUCGAGUGACCCGCAGGGACUGAAAUCUGACUCUAGAUAAUUGCUGCCUAGCGAGAACUGGGCAGGAGGGACGGCCAACCUCCUAGACGUGAAUAUAAAAGACCUUGCAACGGUUUGAGUCCCUCUGGACCAGCGGGGGUUAUCCCAGUCCACACCAGCUUGCAAUUCAUGCUGACGACAACCUUUACAGCUGCACCAGCUCAGUGCAAACCACUACCGCAAAACACAAGAUGGCGGCUAUUCUCCCGCAGAGUGAACCCGUGUCCUUGAUCAUCAGACCCUACACAUACUGGCCUUGUGCUUCCCAGCCUUGGGAGUGGGCUGACAGAUUACUCACCUGCCAGGGAAGACCCACUACUUACAAAUUGGGACUUAUUAUUAUUAUUAUGAUAUUUAUAUAGCGCCAUCAAAUUCUGCAGCGCUUUACAAUGGGUGGACGAACAGACAUGCAGUUGUAACCAGACAAGUUGGACACACAGGAACAGAGGGGUUGGGGUAAAAUGACACAAAAAGGUAAGGAUAGUAUUAGACUAGUGACAGUUGCAGAAGAGGAAUCAGUCAGGAGCUAUUAACAGUUUAAUUGAUUUGCUUUUAUGAAGAAGUGGGUUUUUAACGAUUUUUUUUGAAGGAGUGGAGACUGGGUGAGCAUCUAACAGAGGAGGGAAGCAAGUUCCACAGGAAUGAUGCAGCCCUCGAGAAAUCUUGAAGGCAAGCAUCAGAGGUGGGAGUACAGACAGAAGAUAGACGUAAGUCUUUAGCAGAUCGUAAUGGCCUAGACGGGACAUACUGUGUAAUAGGGGAGAUAGAUAGGUGGGAGCAGCAUUAUGUAGAGAUUUGAAAGCAAGAAGCAGAAUUUUAAAUUGAGCUCUAUAUUUUAUAGGAAGCCAGUGUAGGGACUGACAGAAGGGUGAAGCAUGGGAGGUGCGGGCGGACAGGAAGAUGAGCCUCGCUGCCGCAUUCAUUACAGAUCUAGUCAUUGUGCCUCAAGCUGCAAUCUUGAUCACUAUAAGCAGAGAGCUCCAUAUACCUGUUUGUUAUGCUUAAGUUAUUAGUUAAAUCAUUUUUCUUUUCGUGCAAAUAGCUAGACGCAGCCAUGCUGAAUAUGCCAGUGCUUUUCCACUCUAUAUUCUGAUCAACACACGUUUAGUUAAAUCUUUGUUUCCUAUGCUAUUAGUACAAAUGUGUAGAUACCCUAGGUAACCUUUAACCAUGUGUCUUAACCCCAUCUAAAGAUGCCAGCUUAUAUCUCGAAUGCUGUUAGGACACGGCGGACCUAAAUGCUUAUAUAUCUUUUACCUUAAAAAAUUGUGCCUAAAUAACAAUUGUUACAUACUGUACUGCAUGUUGAAUUCCUAUAUACCUUGCUACCGCUGUUAUGGCGUACUGAGGCUGUUUGUGAAAUAUGUGCACAACAAAAAUAAAGAAUUUUAAAAAAAGCCCCCCAAAAAUCUUACCCAAAGAUUUUAAAUUGCUCACAAACAGUUUAACCCCAAAUGCUGCUCGCCAGCCCCAGGUCUCCCUGUCCCCAGCGGGAUCUGUUUUAUCCAAUUCAGUUUGAGGACGCAUAGAUUGCUGCUGGGCAGGAGUGCUGCUGAUGGACUCUAAGCCAAUCAGUAGAUGCCCACUCAAAGAAUAGGUAUGUACCAUUUUUCAUGAAUUGUUUAACUUCUUUGGUUAAAAAAGCAUUAUGGACCUCCUGGCACCAUAACAACAUCAUUGCAGUUUUUAUGGUGCCCAGAGUAUUGCUUUAAACAGAAUGAGUACUUCCCUACUACAUUUAAGAAAAAGAAAGAAAGAAAAGAAAAAUAUGUAAAAGUACUGUAAAAGAAAUAUGUAAAAUGCGCUUUUGAAUUCACUUUGAAUUGUUCUGCAAAAAAUUCUGAUUUCAUUUGAAUUAUUCUGUUGAUUUUUUUAAAUAGGAGAUUCACAAGACACGCGGAAGGAACAUUCACAAAUGAUAUGACCAACUUUUUGGAAGAAAAAGCUGCCAAAGAAUUUGUUGAUUGGCUAAUUAAAGGACGGCCAAAAAGGAAGUAAGACAUAUAAUUAGCCUGUAUGAUUAAUAUUAGUUUUAGGUCAUUUUAAAGAACAUGUUUAAACUGUGUUACUGACAUGAUCAAUGUAUAAAUCUUAAAAGUAUAUGGUGUCACUAAUAUGAUGUCAUAAUGUUGCAUAUUAACACAUUUAUUAAAAAGUUACUCCAACCACCAUGACCACUUCAGUGUUUUAAAGUGGCCAUGGUGGUAGGAAUAUGUAUGUGCAGUGUCCCUGCUUAAAAAAUCUGCACAUUCAAGGUUAUUUCUGAUUGUGUGCUGGUGGCUAGUUGCACCCCCAGCAAAUGUCACCUAGUCUGCCCAGUACAUUAUAAGUAUAACAUUUGUAUAUUUAAUGUUUUCUACAGAUAUGUAAAUAUUAUUAUUAUUAUUUUAUUAUUUAUAUAGCGCCAUCAGAUUCCGUUGCGCUGUACAAUGUAGAUAUAUAUAUAUAAAAUAAUAUAUAUAUUUAUAAUAUAUAAAUGUUAGACUUAUGCAGUUCUAGGUCACGUGUGCUUGGAGUGCAAUGUAAGAUUAAAAAAUAUAAUACAUUAUAUAUUAUUUCUCUUAACUUCUGAUAUCAAACAUUGUAACGUGGUGUUUAAGUUUUCUUUUGGGUUUAACUUACUUGUGUUUGACAAACCUACCAAUUCAAAUGUUUUUCACAUUAUAUAUCGUAUCAUCUCAAACUCCUGAAUAUUUUGUAAAACACAGCACAUUGCACAUUAUAAGAAGAGUAAAUUCAUGGAAUGUGCUGUAAACAUCUUUUGAGCAAAUGGUCAUUGAUAGGAUACAUGCAAACACACAUCACAUUUAUUAGGGUGUGAUCCAAGUUUUGUUUUUUAUUUUCAAGAAAAGGCAAACAUUUAUUGAUUAAUCAAUCAACCUAACAUUUUACACAAUUUCACAGUGGCGAUGUUUUUCUUUACAUUUCUAAACAUUUCAACACAUAUAAAGUUUUUGCUAAAAUGCUUUUACUUAAAAGUUUCUCAGAAGUGAACAGCAUUGAGGAAAUGGACAGAAGACAUGCUGAUGGCACUUUUACAAACGAUGUCAACAAGGUGCUAGAUAUUAUUGCCGCACAGGAGUUCUUAGAUUGGUUAAUUAACACCAAGGUUACCGAGAGGUAAAGAUCAAAGCUUUUCAAGGCUUUUCUGAACAUUGUGUCGUAACUAAUAAUUCCCAAAUAAUUCAAAUUUGAUUUUAAACUAUUAAGAGUUAAACUCAACAAGGAAAUUGCAAGUAUGCCACAAUAUCCAACUUUGAAAUAUAGCUGAAUUGGAUAUUGUGUUCCAAUUUUUAAUUUCAGCCUACAAUUUUUAAUUCCCAUUUCCAUUACACAAACUCACAUUGGAUUAUUUACUAAACUGGGAAUUUUGUGAAAUUACAAAUAAUUGACCUGAAUAGCAAAACUGGAAAAUAUUCACCAAUUUACUUUGGUCCAAACUUUCUAAUUCACUUGUCAAUUCUCAACAAUUGGCAGGGAGUAAGCUAACAAACUCUUUAAAUCACAAGAAAUACUUUAAUGAUUUAUAUUUAUUGGUAAAUGUCAAACCCUUGCUCACAAAUAAGGUUUUACCUUUUUAUUUAUUUAUUUUUUAAUAAAAUGAAUGCUUACAAUAAUUAAUAAGACAAUAGUUUCAGCAAUAAAACUAAGAAUGCCUAAGCAUUUUAUAAUUUUUUUUAAUGAUUUUAAAAAUUGUAUAUUGGUUAAAUGUCAUUUUUACAUGACAAUUUGAUAAAAAUUAAAUAUAAUGGCAUCGAACAAAAAAAAGUGACUUUCGCUUUGUUUGUAAUAGACUGGUGAUUGGAGAUUUCUUUAUAAUACUUUAAUUAAAAUUGAGUUGUACGUUUAGGUCAAACGUAAAACUUGAGUUGUAUUUUAAAUAAUGUGUAUCACCAGAUUUUUGAAACAAGGAUGGACAUUUGCUUGUUUAUGAUUUUUGCUAUUUGCAGUGUGUAAUCAAUUUUUGUUAUUUGUGAUCCAAUGUAGUUUACGCUUAAUUGUGCAUCGUUAUGAUUAAUAAAAACACACAAAUCAAAUCAGUUUUAACAAAAAUGAUGAUUAGUGAGUUGUAGCAUUACUUUAACAGGUAUUCUUGUUUUGACUUUCAUAGAGACCUACUGGAGGAACAAUAAAAUCAAUAUCGACUUGCCUUCAACAAGGAAUUACCCAGCUGUCACAUGGAAAUGUUGAAUUUGUGUUCUGUAAAUUCAAGCAGGUGUUUCAUAAAGCCAUAAAGUAUAGCUUUGCAUGCAAAGUAAAUGACAUUUACAAUCGUGUUUUCUUGUUGGGGGAUUACACAAAGAACAGAUAAUUUUCAAAUGCACAUCUAAUGUGAUAGGUUUAACUCGUUUUGUAAUGGCCGGACUUGUUGAAUACUGCUUUGCGAGUCCUGCCGGAGCUACGAGGGCUUAAAUCCAGAAGUGCCAUUUUCUUGCCCUAAUAGUUGCAGUAAAAAAGUGACAAAAACCACAAAAAAAAAGGAAAGAAAAAUAAAACUUGUUUAAAAUUAAAAGAAUAUAACUUAUUUUUCUAUGAAGUUGAAUUGUACAUAGAAUUUACUCCAAUCAACUGUGUCAGUAAACAAUGAUGAAUGGGUUACCCUGUUUGAAAUGUUUAUUAUAAAAUGCUAAGCUUUCUGAAUAUUAACUAGUAGCCUUAAAUAAAGUUUUUCAAGCUUCA
Pelobates cultripes (western spadefoot toad) is the source of this 14174-nucleotide messenger RNA. The record is from the annotation of a GenBank genome assembly. Lineage: Eukaryota; Metazoa; Chordata; Amphibia; Anura; Pelobatidae.